This is a messenger RNA of Temnothorax curvispinosus, 1215 nucleotides long. Its product is annotated as coiled-coil domain-containing protein 113-like. NCBI's taxonomy places the organism in Eukaryota, Metazoa, Arthropoda, Insecta, Hymenoptera, Formicidae. Gene Ontology annotation, cellular component: axoneme; ciliary basal body. The coding region runs from base 1 to 1215 and encodes 404 amino acids. Gene Ontology annotation, biological process: cilium assembly. The transcript is spliced from 7 exons. The record is from RefSeq and is a predicted model, not a curated record.
AUGUCACGGCAACAAAGCAGUGCCUUCAGCAUCGGAUCUCUAGUUUUAACUCCUAAACAAGAUGAUUUUUGUUACUAUGAAGAUAUGACAGAAACGGAAUUACGACAAGCACUUGAAGAUAUUGUUUAUUCGAAUCUAUUCCUGAGGUUAGAAAAUGACAUUUUUGAACGAUACCUCGCGCGUCGAGAUCCUGAAAGUCUUCAAACAAUAGCACAAAUCUUAGAAACCGCUAAGCGCGUACAAAAAAUCGCGCCUCAACACUCUCGCACAUCACCCGUUAUAAGUGUAACCGGAAGUCUUGUGAAUGUUCGCGACAGAGAUUCAGUGAGCGUCGCCAGCGUGCGAUCCGGAAGUCGACACGUCACGCCAAGUCUUUUAACAGCCAGAGCACCAACAGGAGGAACAAAAAUCACGUAUAUGCAUCGUAUCGAAAUGGCAAAUACCGAAAUUCGGGAAUUACAGAAGGGAUUAGAAAAAUUCGAACAAACAUCGACGAAGAAAAAGAUAUAUCUACGAGCGCGAAUGGAGGAAAGUCAAAUUAGCACUCGCGAAACUUGUAGAACUAGGGAAGAAUUUGAAGAAAACGUUGUACAGAAAGGCAUAGAUAGCAUUACAGGGAAAAUACCGGCUGAAAAGUUUAUCAGAUUUGUAGAAGAACGGUUAAAAGUAGUCGACAUCAUGGUGGAACAAAUCAGAUUGAAGAUGACUACCAUAAAGUGUCAGAUAAGAAAAGUCAAGUUGCAGUUGAAGCAGAGAAAAGAACUGGGCGAGGCUUUACGCGCCAUAGAUUUCGAACAAUUGAACAUAGAAAAUGAGGUUUGCAUACGAAAAAUUGACGAGAAAACUCAGUAUCUCCUCGAAAUGAAGAGAAUCGUGGGCCACUAUAGCAUUGCAUUGAGCAAACAUAAGGAAAAAGUGGAAGGCUUGAUGUUGAUUAUGAAUGAAAUAAAAGACAAAAUUGUUUCCAAAAGACAGGAGAUCAUAAACUUGCAAUCAGAACAAAUUGCUACAAAGAUUGAAAUAGAGAAAGCGGAAAAACAACUUAAGUCAACGGUGGAGUUAAUAGAGAACUUUGAAGUCCCGAGUGUUAUAGAUUCUAUUAAAAUGCGUAUGAAGCUACAGGAAUUACAAAGAAUCCACAAGCAAUUAAGCAGGCAAAGAGAGAUUCAGCGAAUAACGCUCAAGUCUCGAAAACAAUUACGAGAUAUAUCUUAA